CACGACGCCCUUCCGCCAUCCUCCUUCCACCACCUACACCCACCUCCAUCCGACGACGACGUCUACGCAUUUUCGUCAGUCAAACCUCUUUUUCUUGACAGUAAUUUGAGAUUUUCUCUCUCUUUUCUGUUCACUCCAGCAUUUUCCACGCAUCGACUUUGCUGGUCAGCCAUCCACCGAAUUUUCCCACCUUCUCCGACGACUCUCGAGCCCCGGCUAGCCAACGCUCUCGCAGCACUCUAGAACUCUGAACGCGUUUGACCGCCCCCGGCAUUCAACGCUCUGCUUGCAGCCACCGUAGGCUUGCAGAUUAAGAAAAACUCUUCUCCUUACCAUCUCUUCUGCUUGCUUCCAUUCCCACGGGAACGGAGCACUCUCACAGACCAACAUGACGACCAUGGAUCUUCGUGUCGGUAACAAGUACCGCAUCGGUCGAAAGAUCGGUUCCGGUUCUUUCGGUGACAUUUACCUGGGCACUAACAUUAUCUCCGGCGAGGAGAUUGCUAUCAAGCUCGAGUCCGUCAAGGCCAAGCACCCUCAGCUCGAGUACGAGGCCCGCGUCUACAAGUCUCUGGCUGGUGGUGUCGGCAUUCCCUUUGUUCGCUGGUUCGGAACUGAGUGCGACUACAAUGCCAUGGUCCUCGACCUCCUCGGCCCCAGCUUGGAGGAUCUCUUCAACUUCUGCAACCGAAAGUUCUCCCUCAAGACCGUUCUCCUUCUUGCCGACCAGCUCAUCUCCCGAAUCGAGUACAUUCACGCCAAGUCCUUCAUUCACCGAGAUAUCAAGCCCGACAACUUCCUCAUGGGCAUUGGCAAGCGUGGCAACCAGGUCAACGUUAUCGACUUCGGUCUGGCCAAGAAGUACCGGGACCCCAAGACUCACUUCCACAUUCCUUACAGAGAGAACAAGAACCUGACUGGUACUGCCCGUUAUGCCUCUAUCAACACUCACCUGGGUGUUGAGCAGUCCCGACGUGAUGACAUGGAGUCUCUUGGCUAUGUCAUGCUCUACUUCUGCCGCGGCUCCCUCCCCUGGCAAGGCCUUAAGGCUGCUACCAAGAAGCAGAAGUACGACCGCAUCAUGGAGAAGAAGAUGACCACUCCCACCGAGGUCCUUUGCCGCGGCUUCCCCAACGAGUUCGCCAUCUACCUCAACUACACUCGAUCUCUCCGCUUCGAUGACAAGCCCGACUACAGCUACCUCCGCAAGAUCUUCCGUGAUCUCUUUGUCCGUGAGGGAUUCCAGUAUGACUACGUCUUCGACUGGACCGUCUACAAGUACCAGAAGAAUGCCCAGGCUAUUGCCCAGGCUGCUGGUCAGGCCAACCCCGACGACGAGGAGAAGGCCCGCGCCAGCCGCACCAACGCGGCUACUGCUGGCCAGUCGGCUGCCAAGCCCAACGCCAUCCCCAGCACUCGCCGCAAGAUGCUCGAGCGGGGCGCUGGCGCUGGCGGCGUCGAUACUCCCGACACCAACCGUGCCAUUGGUGGAAGCGACAGGAUGUGA
Molecule: messenger RNA, 1507 nt
Organism: Fusarium vanettenii 77-13-4
Lineage: Eukaryota; Fungi; Ascomycota; Sordariomycetes; Hypocreales; Nectriaceae
Exons: 3
Coding region: 389-1507 (372 amino acids)
Biological process (GO): endocytosis; peptidyl-serine phosphorylation; signal transduction
Cellular component (GO): cytoplasm; nucleus
Molecular function (GO): protein serine/threonine kinase activity; ATP binding
Source: RefSeq, a predicted model, not a curated record